Messenger RNA from Cajanus cajan (pigeon pea), 655 nucleotides. Its product is annotated as heavy metal-associated isoprenylated plant protein 45. The record is from RefSeq and is a predicted model, not a curated record. Gene Ontology annotation, molecular function: metal ion binding. NCBI's taxonomy places the organism in Eukaryota, Viridiplantae, Streptophyta, Magnoliopsida, Fabales, Fabaceae.
ACCAACUUUAGUUGAUCUUGUGUUUGGUUUGACAUAUAAAUAACCUUGUAUGUCUCUGUCUCAUUGAUUAACUCUCCAUUUCAAUUGUUUUCAAAUCAUUCUGUCUCACUUUAUCCUUCACCCUGCACUCUCUUCCCUCUCCAAAUCAUCAUUCUGUUGCAUCAUUUCCUCUCAGCUGUUAUUACCAUGGAGGUUGUUGAGUUAAAGGUUGAGAUGGUUUGUAUACAUGAGAAAAGACUAAGAAAAUGCCUCUCAAAAUUAAAAGGGAUAGAGAAAGUGGAAGUGGAUACUAACUGUCAGAAGGUGGUGGUCACUGGAUACACACACAAGAACAAAAUCCUAAAAGCAGUUAGGAGAGGGGGUCUCAAGGCUGAUUUCUGGUCUGCUCAGAAUGAGUUGCUAAAUGCUUAUGUUAGUGCCAAUUAUGCCAGUUUUAGAUUCAACCCCUUUAGCUUCUUCUAGUUUUUCUCAUCCCCAAUUCCACCAAAUUUGUUAUACUUUUUCCUUUUUGGGGGGACUUUCUCUUUGGGCUUUAAUGGCUUCUGUCCAGUGUGGGAUGAUAGAUAUAUAACUAGUUUGUAAUCAUUUUGCCUCUCAUUUCCAGAGAAAUCAUGACCAAUCACAAUGUUCAAUGAAGAUAUUUUAGAAAGUGUAA